Trametes versicolor FP-101664 SS1 is the source of this 432-nucleotide messenger RNA. RefSeq lists its product as uncharacterized. Bases 1 to 432 code for a protein of 143 amino acids. The record is from RefSeq and is a predicted model, not a curated record. The transcript has 3 exons. NCBI's taxonomy places the organism in Eukaryota, Fungi, Basidiomycota, Agaricomycetes, Polyporales, Polyporaceae.
AUGCCCUGGACAGUCCUUAACUGUGACCACAUCGACUUCAACUCGGCGGGGGACGACAACUUGAGAGUCUCUCCCAACGACACAUGGGAGUCUGCCAGUGUUUCCGUGAUCGUAAUGUCGGAGCACGACCAUUGGUUGAUGGUUAGGACGGAGCGCAACCCUAGACCUGCAGUCUGGCGUGCUAUCAAGGAAAGCUGGAUAGUAGCGUGCGACGAGCAAUCCAUGACCAUGCUGCUGCAGUAUACGAGCAGCGACGAGACGACGAAGACCAUCUUGAAGCUACGUUUCGGCUCCCUGCGGGAAUUUUGGACCUUCGCCGCGCACUCAACCUUUGCGCGCGUGCACGCCCAAUCGAUGGGCUGGGCCGGCGCAGGGUACACGAGCUCCGAACAGGGCGCGCUCGGAGAUCAUAUAGCCGCCUCCGGGAUGUGA